Messenger RNA from Amphibalanus amphitrite, 2460 nucleotides. RefSeq lists its product as uncharacterized. Gene Ontology annotation, molecular function: aspartic-type endopeptidase activity; nucleic acid binding. The transcript is spliced from 3 exons. NCBI's taxonomy places the organism in Eukaryota, Metazoa, Arthropoda, Thecostraca, Balanomorpha, Balanidae. Bases 1 to 2460 code for a protein of 819 amino acids. Gene Ontology annotation, biological process: proteolysis. The record is from RefSeq and is a predicted model, not a curated record.
AUGUCCAAGCGGCGGGUGCGGCUGGUGGCUGCGGAGGAGGAGCAGACGGACGGCGACGGCGACGCGUGGCUGGUGAACACAGUCGAAGCCAGCGCCGCGGAGCCGAAAAUGAAGACGGUGACGGUGAACGGCCAGCAGCUGGCCAUGGUCGUGGACACGGGGAGCCCGGUGUCGCUGGUGAGCGCGGAGACAGCGCGGCAGCUGGGACUUCUGCAGCUGCUGGACCCAUGUGACCUGCGCCUGACCUCGUUCACAGGUCAGGUCAUUCCCUUGAGAGGGGAGGUGCUGGUCAGCGUCACGGCGUCGGACAGAUCCGCGACCCGUCUGCGGCUGGUGGUGACCGGUUUUGGGCCCCACCGCCCGCUGAUGGGACGCGAGUGGCUGCAGGCGCUUGAUCUGAUGACGUCACCGGCUCGGGUAUGCCGCGUGCAGCCGGCGCGGACGCUCGAAGGCGUGCUGGAGAGGCACUCGGCGGUCUUCAACGAGGAGCUGGGACGCAUCCCGAUCAAGGUGGGACUGCGGCUGAAGUCGGACGCCAAGCCGGUGUACCGACGGGCGCGUCCGGUGCCGUUCGCCCUGCAGGAGGCGGUGGACCGCGAACUGGACCGGUGGGAGGAGCAGGGCGUGGCAGAGAAGGUGCCACCAGGGAGCGGCUGGGGGACACCGCUGGUGGUCAUCCCGACGCGGAAUGGCGUCCGCAUCUGCGCAGACUACAGGCUGACUGUCAACCCUCAGCUGGAGCAGACCAAGUACCCGAUGCGAACAGCAGAUGAGCUGUUCUCCGGCGUCCGGGGGAAACGGUUUGCAAAGCUGGACUGCAGGAGCGCCUAUCUGCAGGUGGAAUUGGACGAGAACAGCAAGAAUGCUACCACGGUGACGACACACAGAGGCGAUUACAGGAUGAACAGACUGCCGUAUGGCAUCUCUGUCUGUGGGGCACUGUACCAGUCCGUGAUGGAUCAGAUCACGGCGGGACUGCCCGGCACUGUCAGCUACAUGGACGAUGUGCUGGUGUGGGCUGACACGGAGGAGGAGCUGCUGGAACGGCUGGACGCGACCCUGACUAGGAUGGAGGAGAACGGCAUCCGCCUGAGGCGAGAGAAGUGCAGCUUCAAUGUGCCGGAGGUGACCUACCUCGGGUGGCGUCUGUCGGCGGACGCGCUCCGUCCGCUGGCAGGGAAGACGGAGUCGAUCCUGCAGGCGCCAGACCCGGUGAACCAGCAGGCGCUGAAGUCGCUGAUCGGCACGGUGAGCUACUAUCAGCGGAUCCUGCCGGGACUGGCUACCGUACUGACACCUCUGUAUGCGCUGCUAAAGAAAGGAGUGAAGUGGCAGUGGACGGAGCAGUGCGCGGCGGCAGUGAAGAAGGUGAAGACAAUGCUGUCAUCAGCCCCAGUGCUGGUGCGGUUCGAUCCUGACCGACCGGUGCGGCUGGUGACGGACGCCAGUGAGACGGGACUCGGCGCGGUACUGAUGCAGGUGACGGCUGAUGGACUGGAGAAGCCGGUACAGUACGCGUCUCGUACUCUAACGCAGACUGAGCGGAAGUACGCGCAGGUAGAGAAGGAAGCUGCGGCCGUGUCAUUCGGAAUACGGCGCUUCCACCAGUACCUGAUGGGCAGGCGGUUCACCCUGGUAGUGGACAACCGCACGCUGUCGCGGAUCGUCAGCCCGGACAGGGAUCUGCCCACCCUCGCGGCAGCUCGUAUGCAGCGGUACGCGCUUCAGCUGGCGGCGUAUCAGUAUGAAGUGGAGCUGCGGCGCUCCGGAGACAUGAGAGCGGCGGACACGCUGUCCCGUCUGCCGGUGAGCAGUCCGGCGGAGGAGCGGGAGGCGGCGGAGGAAGAGGCUGAGUACGGCGGAGGAGGCGUCAUGUUCGUCGUGCAGGAGCAGGGACCAUGCCUCUCGGCCAGGGCCAUCGCAGCGGCCACGCGCACGGAUCCGGUGCUGGGUCGCGUACUGGCUGCGGUGCGGUCCGGCUGGCCGGGGACGGUGGACGCCGAGCUGACGCCGUACAAGCAUAGAGCGGACGAGCUGUCGACGGACGCCGACUGUGUGCUCUGGGGCGGCCGUGUGGUGGUGCCGAGGGCUUUGCAAGAUCGUGUGAAGCAGCAGCUACACGAGGGGCACAGCGGCUGCACAAAGAUGAAGCAACUUGCCCGUCGGUUUGUCUGGUGGCCGGGGCUGGACGCUGAACUGGAGGCGCUCGCUCGGGGCUGUCCAGCCUGCGAGUCGAAGCGAGCGGCGCCGCCGCACGAGGAGCGGCACCCCUGGGAACCCGCUCAAGGACCCUGGCAGCGGGUGCAUGCCGAUUUUGCCGGACCUCUGAAGGGCACCUGGUUCCUGGUGAUGGUGGAUAGUUUCUCCAAGUGGGCUGAAAUGAUCCCAAUGAAGACGACCACGUCCGAGCGGACCCAGACGACAGCGGAGGCAUGGAACUGGCGCUCGCCCGAGUUCUGA